Apis florea (little honeybee) is the source of this 1403-nucleotide messenger RNA. RefSeq names its product Cysteine rich with EGF like domains (gene Creld). The record is from RefSeq and is a predicted model, not a curated record. Gene Ontology annotation, molecular function: calcium ion binding. NCBI's taxonomy places the organism in Eukaryota, Metazoa, Arthropoda, Insecta, Hymenoptera, Apidae.
UUACUAUUAAUCUAAAAAAAUCCGAAUAACUUUGUUUAUGUAUUUUAAUUAUUGAAUAUUUAAUAAAAUAAUGAUAUUAAAAAUAUUAUAAAAUAUAAGUCGUAGAAAUUUAAUAUUUUCUAUUUUAAUAAUCGUUUAUCUUAAGUUUUCAAGUGAAUGCUUAUAUUCGCUUAUAUCGAGAAGCUUGUAAUCGGUACGUUUUUAUAAAAUAAUGCGAAAAAAUAAUAAUGUUAUUUUCUCUUGUUUGUUAAGUUUGUUUAUUUUACUUUAUAUGUUUAUUUACGUAAAGUGUAAUAAAACACCUUCAAAUGAAGAAUUGAAAGCUCAAAAGUUUCCAUUAUGCGCUGCUUGUAAAAUUUUAAUAAAUAGUUUUAAAAAGGGUAUAGAAAGAACAAGUCGUGAAAAAUUUGAUGGUGGUGAUAGUGCUUGGGAAGAAAAUAAAUUAGGUUCAUAUUCAAAAAGUGAAACUAGAUUAAUAGAAAUACAAGAACAUUUAUGUAAAGAAGUAGAACGUGGUGAAACUCAAUGUCAUGUUUUAGCUGAAGAAUUAGAGAGUAAAAUUGAAGAUUGGUGGUUUAAUCAUCAACAAAUUUAUCCAGAUAUUUAUGAUUAUAUUUGUAUUCAACAGACAAAACGUUGUUGUCCAAAAGAUCAUUUUGGUCCACAAUGUACACCGUGUCCAGGUUUUCCAGAUAGAAUUUGUAACAAUAAUGGUAAAUGUAAAGGAGCAGGUACUAGGAAAGGAAAUGGUGGAUGUUUCUGUGAUAAAGGCUAUGAAGGAGAUAAUUGUUCUAAAUGUGCAAAUGGAUUUUAUGAAUCUUACAAAGAUGAAAAUAAAUUACUUUGUUCUCAUUGUCAUGCUGCUUGUGAUGGAUCUUGUAAAGGACCAGGACCAAAAAAUUGUGAAAAAUGUACAAAAGGAUGGUAUAUAUUAGAUGGACAAGGUUGUUUUGAUAUUGAUGAAUGCAUAAAAAAUAAUGAAUAUUGUUCUAAAAAUCAAUUUUGUAUUAAUAAGGAAGGAGGAUAUACAUGUUUAAAUUGUGAUAAAAGCUGCAAUGGUUGUACAGGUGAUGGACCAGAUAUGUGUAUAAAAUGUGCAGAAGGAUACCAUAAAAAGGAUAAUUUAUGUAUUAAUUCUGAUCUUUUGGGCCGAAAACAACAAGAAAAUAUUGCACGAUAUGCAACAUAUUUUGGACUUUGUAUAGCUACAUAUAUUAUUUUUCAACGGAAUAUUUAUAUAGCAAGUAUAAUUGGCUUAUUAGUUGGUAUAUACAUAUCAGCAUCAGAAUAUAUAAUAGCUCAUAGUAAUAUACAAGAUACAACUGCGAAUAUGGACAUUUUAGGAGCAAUGUAAAAAAUAAAGAUUUUUCUUUAAUAAAUUGAUUUAAUUAUUAAAAAGUAUA